Messenger RNA from Bacillus rossius redtenbacheri, 3348 nucleotides. RefSeq names its product sphingomyelin phosphodiesterase-like. The coding region runs from base 443 to 2452 and encodes 669 amino acids. The transcript is spliced from 10 exons. Gene Ontology annotation, cellular component: lysosome. Lineage: Eukaryota; Metazoa; Arthropoda; Insecta; Phasmatodea; Bacillidae. The record is from RefSeq and is a predicted model, not a curated record. Gene Ontology annotation, molecular function: acid sphingomyelin phosphodiesterase activity. Gene Ontology annotation, biological process: sphingomyelin catabolic process; ceramide biosynthetic process.
GCUGUAUCUCAAGUCUGUUGAUUUCCUCCACUAGGGGUACUGAAUUUACAACCCAUUUAGAGUUCAUAUUUUUCCUUCACUAUUCAUCAUUGUUCUAGAGAUUUCACCAACUUUUUUAAUAAUAACUGAUAGUUGAUAGAUUUUUAUUUAUUAAUUUUUUUAGUUUAGUAAAUGCUGAUACCAUAUAGCCAAUCACAAUUGUUAAGACAUAAAAAUAACAAACCAAGGUCAUGGGUUAGGUGUAAAAAAAUGAUUUACUAUCUCCCUGAAAUGAUGAGAGUGGAAUUAUCUAUUGAAUAGCAUAAUCUGAUAAUAUGCUAUGUUAUUUUCUGAUAACAUUUGACCGUGGCAGUUUGAUGUGGCCAUGUGACUUGGAAAUCAUGUGCUGGUAUUUAAGAGCAUGUGAGCUCGAAGGAUUUUGCACAUUACACCUUGCCUCAACAUGAUUCAAUUCACAGCUGUUGUAGUGUUUGUUCUCGCUUCACGCGAUGUCUUUGGACUUCCUGUAGCAGUUGAUGAUAAGAUGACGGAACUCUCCGUAGAGCUGAGUCAGUUCGUUGAAGCGGGCUGCGGCUCAGAAAGGCUGCAGGAGUUAAUGGACGAUCUCAACGUUCGGGAAAUGUUCCGCCACACGCGGGGAGAGGGCGCAGUGGAGGAAUACGCUCAGCUGAACUGUGGCCUGUGCAAGUUGGUCGCGACCACGGUACUGAACAACUACCGCAGGUACCACAACAUCACCGUACUUGCGGACGCGGUGAUCAAUCUUUGCAAAAGUCUGAAUAUUGAAACGGCUGAAGUCUGCACAGGAGUGGUCAGAGUACACCAGAGGGCGUUUGAGUUCCUGAUGACCCACAUGAACGUGACGGACGACGACGCGAUCAAACAGAAGCUGUGCAGUUUGGUGGUGAACAGCGGCAGCUGCGUCUGGGAGGACGAGUGGACCGUGGACGUGGACUUGGGGUCCAAGCCCGAGCCGACCUCGCAGCAAGUCCAGCAGGAGAAGGCGGUGACGAUAGUGCAGCUGUCGGACAUCCACCUGGACCCGGCGUACAGGGUGAAGGGCAACGCGACGUGCGGGGAGCCAACGUGCUGCCGUGCGGCGCAGGGGGACCCUGAGGACGAGACCGGCGCGGCGGGGCAGUGGGGGGACUACCGUAGCUGCGACCUGCCCGCACACACGCUCCGGAACACCCUCGACUUCAUCAAGAAGCAACACAAGACCAUCGACUUCAUCUACGUCACUGGUGAUUACGUGAACCAUGCGGUGUGGGCGACCGGAGUCGAGUCGAACAGCGCGGUCAUCACCUCAGUCGUCCAGACCGUCGCAGAAGUGUUCGCAGAUUCAAAAAUAGUGUACGCGCUUGGAAACCAUGAAGCCAGCCCUGUGAAUGCGUACGCUCCGUUGGACGUGGAUAACGACACCUCAACCAACUGGCUCUUCGAACUGGUGUCCGACUUGUGGUCUCCGUACAUCACCGAAGAUGCGAAGCAAACAAUACUUGACGGAGGAUACUAUACGAUGAAGUUACAAGACAAUCUCAGAGUCAUUGUGCUUAACAAUAUCGUUUGCUACAAUUUGAAUCUCUGGCUGAUGUACCAGUCGGAGGACCCGUACGGGCAGCUGGCCUGGCUGGCGGAGACGCUGCUGCGGGCGGAACGUGACGGGGAGAAGGUGCACAUCCUCUACCACAUCCCCACGGGCAGCCGGGACUGCGUGCGCACCUGGAGCCGCGAGUACCACCGGAUAGUCGACAGAUUCGAGAACACGAUAACUGCCCAGUUCAGCGGCCAUUCCCACAACGACGAGUUCCACGUCUUCUACUCGAGCGACAACUCGUCCCGAGCGACCAACGUCGCCAUGAACGGCGGGUCGGUGACGACGUACACCUACCUCAACAUGAACUACAAGGUGUACACUGUCGAUCCGUCUUCGUGGUACAUCCUUGACGCAGAAAGCUGGGUGUACAACUUGACAGAUGCCAAUCUGUACCCGUACAUCACUCCAGACUGGUACAAACUGUAUUCUUUCAAAGAGGCAUACGGUGUUGAUAGUUUGGUGCCGUCACAGUUGGAAUCUUUGGUGAACCGUAUGACUUGGGACCACGACUUGCUACGGAAAUAUCACAUGUUUUACGUGAAAGGGGCGGAACCGUCUCUGUCCUGCGAUGAGGAUUGUCUUCAGGAACGGUUGUGUGACAUUGUGACCGCGAACAGCGGGGAUCCCACGAUAUGCAACCUGAUGAAAGAAAAAUUUUUGCAACACUCACCAUCGGCAUCGCUAAACAACGUGACCCGACCAGCCGGAACUGAAGGCACGCCACAGUCACCAUCACCAUCACCAUCUGCCGUGACGAACGGCUCAACACUCUCGCCAUCCGCUUCGUCCUCACUUUCCGGACUGCAUCCCGUUGUAGCUUGUACUGUUCUUGGCGUCAUAUUUAGUUGUAGGUAAACUGCUAACACAAACAUUUUUAUAACGGAUACAUUUUACUUUGGAGUGUGCUAUUUUAUAGCCUUAAGACUUGUGUCUGCUUAAGAUAGUAUACAUUAUAUUAAUGUAUUUUAUUAGAGAUAUUUUUGAAAUAUUCAUCCUGGGGUCGAAUCCAGGUUAGCAGCAUUUUCUGGCAAAAUAUAAUUUUUUUAUUGACAAUAAAUAAAUACAUAGCCAUUUUUAACGAGUUUGCAUUCUCUAGUAAAGCUGUAAAAUUGAUUUCACUUUAUUGAUUUUAAGCUACAGAAAUGUAUGUACAAUUUUUAGAAAACCAAUAAUCAGGUUCACUUUAAUAAUAUAAUGUAAUACUCAUCAUAUAUGGUUUGUUGAAUAUUUGCUACAACUUACCUUUGUUCACGUAAGUGCCUAGUUAGUGUUUUUAAUGGAAAUAUUUCCUUAAUAUUGAUUCUACAAUGAUUGUUAAUUCAAUUAUUAUCAUUGGAAGACAAUAUAAUUACGUUCUUGUACAUUUGUAUUGUGUAAUGUUAAGAAAUGUACAACUAAAAAUAAGUAACUUAUUCUUUCCAAAUGAUUAUUUGCUGAAAUUCUGAUCCAGUCUGUGAGUUCUUUGUUCAGAAGAUUGUAUAAAAUUAAACAAUUCUGGGAAUUAAAAAUUUUAUGUACGUAAUAAUUUUUCUUGUCAUUUUUCCCAUUAGUGAAUUCAGUUUUUGUAAGCAAUAGGUCACAGUUACAGAAAAUGUUUAUCUGAAAAUAUUAUUUGAUGUGUAAUUAGUUAUGUAUCACAGUCUCAAUGUCACUCACUAUCAGAGCAUUCCUCUCCUCUUUCUGAAGGUGUUAUACAUGUGUUUAAUUUUAAUGACCAUGAAAACUUAAUAAAAUUAUAUCUUUGCAAUAAA